This is a messenger RNA of Durio zibethinus, 940 nucleotides long. RefSeq names its product translationally-controlled tumor protein homolog. Gene Ontology annotation, cellular component: cytoplasm. Gene Ontology annotation, molecular function: calcium ion binding. The record is from RefSeq and is a predicted model, not a curated record. NCBI's taxonomy places the organism in Eukaryota, Viridiplantae, Streptophyta, Magnoliopsida, Malvales, Malvaceae.
UUGCAAGUUACCGUCACCGUUAAAGUUCAAACGGGGAAAAAAUGGGAAAUUCAACAAAAAAAUCCAUGGCUAUUUUAGUAAAUUCAAUUCCCUUGAUUUUCGCCCUCCCGCUAUAAAUCCUCGCUGCCGCUUGGCGACCGAUUUACUAUGCUUUCUCUCUUCAGCAAAGUUCCAAAUUGAAAUUUAUAAGGCCAAAAGAGAGAGAGGGUGAAAUCAAUUAAUUUUCAGCAAAUAUGUUAGUUUAUCAGGAUCUUCUCACAGGUGAUGAGCUCCUCUCAGACUGUUUCCCAUACAAAGAAAUCGAGAAUGGAAUGUUGUGGGAAGUAGAACGAAGAUCUUUAAUGCAGUGGGUUAUCCAAGGAGCUGUCAAUGUAGAUAUUGGGGCUAACCGUUCAGCAGAAGGUGGCGAUGAAGAUGAAGGUGUUGAUGACCAGGCUGUAAAGGUUGUCGACAUUGUCGACACUUUCAGACUUCAGGAGCAACCUGCAUUUGACAAGAAGCAGUUUGUCACCUUCAUAAAGAGGUACAUCAAGAACUUGACACCCAAAUUAGAGCCAGAGAAGCAAGAGUCGUUCAAGAAGAACAUAGAGGGGGCAACUAAGUUUUUGCUUUCGAAGAUUAAAGAUCUCCAAUUUUUUGUGGGCGAGAGCAUGCAUGAUGAUGGUAGCCUGGUGUUUGCAUACUACAAGGAAGGCACCACCGAUCCAACCUUCUUGUACUUUGCCUAUGGCUUGAAGGAAGUCAAGUGGUAAUGGAGUCCUUCGCCUGAUAGUGAACUGACUGCGCUUUUGUAAUUCUAGAUAUAAGUUCUAUACCAUUUAGUGCUACUCUUAGUUCAUAUAUAACUCGGUGUUACUAUUUAUCAUUUUACAUGUUCUUGUGGCAAUGAGGAUAUAUUUAAAACUUGAUUGAGGAGUAAAAUAGUGUUUUUUCCAAUAUU